AGCUGCUCAACUGGCAUCUACUUGAAUCAAUCAUGUCUUCGGCUAAGGGAAAAGCGCGGGAAAUUGGAGUGCCAAAGUGUAUUGGGAAACUUGUGGCAUUGUUGUUGUUGCUGGAUGGCGUUGGAAUGGCACUAUCUGCUGAGGUGGAUGUAGAAACUCGUCCACCGAAUGUUGUCCUCUUCAUAAUGGAUGACGUAGGGAUGGGAGACAUCGGUUGCUUUGGCAACCACACCAUCAAGACACCUAACAUUGACGGUCUUGCAAGGGAGGGAGCGAGGCUGACCCAACACAUGGCAAUGCCAUUGUGUACACCAAGUAGAGCUGCCCUAAUGACAGGGCGACUGCCCAUGAGAUAUGGUUUCGGAGGUAAGAGACGGCUGAGGGUUAUUCUUUUCACAUCAUCGGGUGGCGGUUUACCUUCAAACGAAACUACAAUAGCUGAGUUACUAAAACGAUCUGGAUAUGCUACUGCUCUCAUCGGUAAAUGGCAUCUGGGCAUUUCGUGUAAAGAGAACAAUUCUUGUUCGGAUCCUAAUUCGCAAGGGUUCGAUUACUUCUAUGGCCUCCCAGUCACCAAUUUCCGCGACUGUGGUACGGAGAACACCGUACAUGGGGCAUGGAACAAGCCCCGGAACGUUCGAGCUAAGAUGUGGGCUUCCGUUGGUGCCGCCUGUGUCAUUGGUUCCCUCCUUAUGUGGACAAAACUUGUUGGAAUUAGAGGUUUCGUGCUCCUCAUGGUUGUUGCUUUAGCAGGGAACGGUUUCUUUUUGGUGUACUGGAGAGAGAUUAAGAACAACUGCGUUCUUAUGGAGAAUCAUUCCAUUGUAGAACAGCCUCUUCUUUUGAAUGACCACCUCACAGAGCGACUACACACCCGUGCCAUUCAAUUCGUUGAGCAGAACCAAAACCAGCCGUUUCUACUUGUCAUGUCUUUUGUGCAGGCUCAUACAGCACUGUUUAACAAUAAGGAGUUCCGUAACCAUAGCGUCCAUGGUGACUAUGGAGAUAAUAUUGAGGAGAUGGAUUGGAGUGUAGGGGAGGUGUUAAAGACACUCAAGAGACUAGGUUUGGAGGAGAAGACGUUUGUGUAUCUGACGUCAGAUAACGGAGGUCAUGUUGAAGAGUUUACCGAUGCUGGUGAGCGACAUGGCGGCUGGAAUGGAGUCUAUAAAGGUGGCAAAGGCAGUACGUGGGAAGGAGGAAUCCGGGUGCCUACCAUCGUGAAAUACCCCGGGCAUAUACCAUCAGACACCGUGGUAUCUCAACCUACACAUCUCCCGGACGUCUUGCCCACCGUAGCACGAGUCACUGGAGCCCAACUCCCAGAUGACCGGGUGUACGACGGCCGGGAUAUGAUGCCACUUUUGACACACGCUGACCAUGCAGAGAAACAAGAAAUAUUACACGAGUUUAUGUUUCACUACUGCGGGGGCUUUCUUAACGCGGCUAGAUAUACACCCCAAAACGGUGACACCACGUACAAACUGCACUAUGCCUCAAGCCACCUGGUACCCGGCGUUCACGGUGUCAUGGGGUGUUUCGACGUAUUCUCAUGUGAAUGUAUAGGGACCAGCGUCGAUCGUCACGAUCCACCCCUGGUCUACGACCUUUCAAGUGACCCCUCGGAGGUCAAUCCACUAGACAGUAAUGACCCCAAAGUGAAGAUUGUUAUAAGAAAGGUCAAUGAGGCAGUGGCAAUUCACCGCGCAUCGCUCCCCCAUAAUACUGACCACCAGUUCGCACGUUUAAGUAUUCUGCCGCGGCCCUGGGAACGACCACGAUGUGGACGUUUUCCGCACUACACAUGUACUGAUCCUUAUUUAGAUCAAUUGAAAAAGCUUAAAGGAGAAAUGUAG
Molecule: messenger RNA, 1856 nt
Organism: Asterias rubens (European starfish)
Lineage: Eukaryota; Metazoa; Echinodermata; Asteroidea; Forcipulatida; Asteriidae
Product: steryl-sulfatase-like
Exons: 5
Coding region: 33-1856 (607 amino acids)
Molecular function (GO): arylsulfatase activity
Source: RefSeq, a predicted model, not a curated record